AUGAACUCACCGACGAUUCGGAGGUCGAGUACAUCGAGGUCGCUCAGGGAGCUAAACCAUUGCUCGGAAGGGGCGGCUGCUGAACACUCAGCGACUACCGGCCAAGAGCAGGGCGCUGUCACCGAAUUCGUGCCACAGGUAAUUUCGGCGAUCCGCUACUACGAAAACCUCGGGCUCAUCGAGGCCCAACGAACGCCCGGCAGUCGUCGCGUGUUCGCGCGCAACACGUUGCGGCGGCUCGCAUUCAUCCGAGCGGCAUCCAACGUUGGUUUGAGCAUCGACGAGAUUGGUGCCGAACUCGCUUUGCUGCCCGCUGGCCGCAAUCCGACGAAGGCCGAUUGGGCGCGCAUUUCAGCUGACUGGCGAGGCCGACUCGAUGAGCAAAUCACUGCACUCACGAUGCUGCGCAACGGAUUGGACUCCUGCAUCGGCUGCGGAUGCUUGAGCCUUAAAGCGUGCCGUUUCUCCAACCCCGAUGAUGUUCUUCAGCACAAGGGAGCCGGAGCCCGGUUACUUCCUAAAACGCUACGCGACUAG
Molecule: messenger RNA, 537 nt
Organism: Cyphomyrmex costatus
Lineage: Eukaryota; Metazoa; Arthropoda; Insecta; Hymenoptera; Formicidae
Product: HTH-type transcriptional activator SoxR homolog
Exons: 1
Coding region: 1-537 (178 amino acids)
Biological process (GO): regulation of DNA-templated transcription; response to oxidative stress
Molecular function (GO): DNA binding; 2 iron, 2 sulfur cluster binding; DNA-binding transcription factor activity
Source: RefSeq, a predicted model, not a curated record